Molecule: messenger RNA, 2673 nt
Organism: Fusarium poae
Lineage: Eukaryota; Fungi; Ascomycota; Sordariomycetes; Hypocreales; Nectriaceae
Exons: 2
Coding region: 1-2673 (890 amino acids)
Biological process (GO): mitochondrial fusion
Cellular component (GO): mitochondrial outer membrane
Molecular function (GO): GTP binding; GTPase activity
Source: RefSeq, a predicted model, not a curated record
AUGAGUCAAGACUACUUCAGCGGUAACGGUAAGGGCAAAGCCCGAAUGCAACAAGAAACAGAUUCAGAUGGUGAUCAUGCCAAUGCGCCAAACGCCGAUUCUUCCCGUGUUCAAUAUAUGACCGUCGGCAAUGGUAUGGCAUCCGAACAUGCUGCCCGCCUCCAGAACAUGCUCGACAUCGACUCUGGCUAUGGUGGAAGUGUAGCUGGCGAUACGCAGCGUUCCAUGGCUUCCCCUUCAACAUUCGACAUGUCUAUGCAUCAUGACCGGCCUGCGUCAGGUGCCGUUCACCAGAUGUGGUAUAAUGCCCAUCGCGCAACUCUCGGCCGCUCUAUCAACAAGGUACUCGAACUUCUCGACAAUCUCCGAGAGAUGAACACAUCAUGGCCCGCCCAUUACCCCUCGGUCCAGCGAGCACGCCGCGACUCCUCCGAAGUCCCUCGACCUGGUCUUGCCCAUUCGCACACGGGUAUGGACGGCAUCCCAUCUUUGCCUCAUCCUGCAUUGAAACGUUCUAUGACUACUGUUGAAGAUAAUUCUGCCGAAUCGAGCCGAGCCGCCGAGAAUCGAUCGACACCCGAACCACGACUUGUGUCACCCCAGAUCGCCCAAGAGUUUUCCGUAUUGAAGUUGGAUCUCAAGCUUGGUGCUCUUCACCAGACUGAGCUUGUCCACUCACUUGAAAAGAGUUCGAUUGCGGCACUACUUGAUGGAAAGAUUAGCACCAGCAUCAAGCAUCUUGUUGCCCUCCGCGAACGAAUUGAGGAUACCGCCAGUAAGGUUCUUAUCACCGGUGAUCUUAAUGCCGGCAAGUCGACCUUCUGCAAUGCUCUGUUGCGUCGUAAGGUCCUACCUGAGGAUCAGCAGCCUUGCACUGCUAUCUUCUGUGAGGUACUUGACGCAAGAGAGAAUUCGGGUGUGGAAGAGGUGCACGCUGUGCACAAGGAUGCUAUCUACGAUCGAAAUGAUGAAUCAACUUAUGAUGUGUUUUCCCUGAAGGAACUGGAAAAUAUUGUCAUUGACAAUGAGACAUAUACCCAAUGUAAAAUCUAUGUCAAGGACAGCCGAAGCAUCGACGAAUCCCUGUUGAACAACGGCGUGGUGGACAUUGCUUUGAUUGACGCUCCUGGCCUCAACUCCGACACAACCAAGACAACAGCUAUCUUUGCUCGACAGGAAGAAAUUGAUGUAGUUGUUUUCGUGGUCUCCGCUGCCAAUCACUUUACACAGUCUGCCAAGGAAUUUAUUUGGGCUGCUGCGGCCGAAAAGGCUUACAUCUUCAUUGUUGUCAAUGGAUUCGAUGUUAUCCGAGACAAGAAGCGAUGUGAGAAGAUGGUGCUGGACCAGGUUGCUGGACUGAGUCCCAGAACACACAAGGAAAACUCGGAACUCGUACACUUUGUUUCGAGCAAUGCUAUCCCUGUCGGACCAUCACCUCCAGGCGGCCCUAGUGGUGGCGGAAGCUCGAGCGGAGGUUCUGGAGACCCCGGAGAUGGUGAUGACAAGGGUAAGGGUAAGGAUCUUGACAAAGUACGAGAUUUCGAGGCUCUUGAACAAUCCCUGAGGAGAUUUGUGCUCGAGAAACGCGCACGGUCCAAGCUCGCACCAGCUCGAACCUACCUCCUCAACAUCUUGAACGACGUCAACACCCUUGCGACGGUCAACCAGGAGGUUGCUCAGUCAGAGUUGGAUCGAGUGACUAAGGAACUUAAGGAGCUUGAGCCUCAGUUGGAAUCCAGUCGAAGGGCACGUUCCGAGGUCAGCGAUAAAGUGGACGCCAAUGUCGAAGAUACAUGCAAGGAAGUUUACGAUUACACUCGCAACACUCUCAACUCUGCCAUUCUUCACUCUGGAAGCAGCCAUUACGACGUACCUUAUCCAGGUAUUUGGAGCGCCUUCCAAUAUGCCGAGGAUCUCAAAGAAGCCAUGCUCUCCCGCAUCGCCGAUUCAGUGGCGAACUGUGAAGAGUAUGGUCGCAACAAGACAGUCUAUGGUGUCAAUGCUAUCAAGCAGCUGGGUAUCCUGCAUGUGGGCGAUGAGUUCCAAAACCUCCAGUUCCGGCCUGAUGUCAUGUUCCGCCGCAAGCGCGAUGCCCUUGCUCGCCAGGUCGAUAUUCCCACAGAGAUGACCGAUUUUGUCGACUGGACAACGCUACUGCAGCGACAGGAGAAGUUCGCUGGUACCGGUAUGGCUCUGACAGUCGCUGGCGCAGUGGUUCCCCGGAUGAUUGGAAUGAACACAUGGAUGGACCAGGCCGUUACAGCAACUCGAAUUCUGAGCAACGAGAACUUACGCCAGCUUAUCAUCCCUGGUAUUCUCGUGGCUGCUGUUGCUGCCUCGGCCUAUGUUCUACAGCAAAUUCCCAAUUCUCUGCCCCCUCGUCUCGCCACCAAGAUCUCUACUCAGCUGGCUGAGAUGGAUUAUGUUCACACCAACGCUGCCCGCAUCUCCUCGUCUGUUCGCAAGGUCCUUCGUAUUCCUGCUGACAACCUUCGAGUCGGCCUCGACCAAAGCCUCAAGGACCUGAGUGCAAAGCGUGAAGAGACUGUCAAGGUCAAGGGUGAGAGCGAGCGUGCUUCUCGUUACUUCCUGAACCUUGUCCGCCAAAGUGAUGAUCAGCGCGUCAAGGUUGAGGCUGUAGAUCUCGAGACCCCACCGCCCGGCAUGCACUGA